Molecule: messenger RNA, 870 nt
Organism: Entamoeba dispar SAW760
Lineage: Eukaryota; Evosea; Mastigamoebida; Endamoebidae
Exons: 1
Coding region: 1-870 (289 amino acids)
Molecular function (GO): GTP binding
Source: RefSeq, a predicted model, not a curated record
AUGAGUAUAGAAGGAUUGAAACAAAUUAAAUUACUUUUAAUUGGAGAAACAGGUGAUGGUAAAAGUUCAUUAGGUAAUUUUAUUCUUAAAAAGGAUGUUUUUAGUGUAAGUAAUAGUCCAAAUUCAGUUACAAAAGAGGCUGUUGGAUAUUUUGGAGAAGUUGAUAGAAGUGAUGUAUUUGUUGUUGAUACUCCUGGUCUUAAUGAUUCUAAGAAUUUUGAUAAUAAAAAUAUUCAAAAUAUUAUUGAUUGUGUUAAAAACACAGGAUUACAAGGAAUUGUAUUAACAAUGGAUUUUAACAAUUUUAGAUUGUCUCAUAAUCUUAAACAAGUUGUUAAAGUUAUAUCUGAUGUUUUCAAUUUAAAAGACAUUUGGAAACGUGUAUGUAUUGUAUGGACUAGAUGUUAUAAUUACCUACCACAAAAGAUAAUUGAAAAAUAUAAAAUUGAGAAAGAGAAAUUCAAAGAAGAAAUGAUUGAAUUUAUGAAACAAACACAUGGAAUAAAUGAAAAUAUUGAUAUUCCAAUGUUUUUUGUAGAUUCACAACCAGAUGAAGAUGAUGAUAACAUCAGGUCAGAAAAAGAAAUAGAAAAGUUAAUCAAAUGGGCAAGAGGAUUACCAUCAAUUGAUAAAGAAGAAAUCAAUAAAUUAAUAGGUGAAUUUAAAGAAAUUGGAUAUGAAGAAAAAGAAGAAGAUGAAAUAAUAGAAAAAACAAAAGAUACUAUAACAUAUAAAAUAACAAAAUAUAGAAGACCUAAGAAAGUAAAGUAUAAUGGAGAAAUUAUUUAUGGUGAAAUUAAUGAAAUCAGCAGUGAAAUAAGAACAGAAAAAAAAUAUAAUAAAGAACCAUCAGACUGUGUAGUGAUGUAA